Molecule: messenger RNA, 3343 nt
Organism: Actinia tenebrosa (Australian red waratah sea anemone)
Lineage: Eukaryota; Metazoa; Cnidaria; Anthozoa; Actiniaria; Actiniidae
Source: RefSeq, a predicted model, not a curated record
UCGUGGAGCUGGAGGUGGUGGAGGAGGAGGAGGCGGUGGAGCAUCACAUGACAGCAUUGACAAGGAUCUCAAAGGCCUCCUCGACGAAGCAUCUCGAGAACGUCAAAAAGAUCACCAACAAGAACGAGAUUCCAAGAUGAAAGAUGGAAAAAGCACAAAAUCCAAAUCACCAUGGAAGUCGUCCUACACUGGGUCCAUGAAGCAACCAUAUGCAGGAAGCAACUAUGGAUAUUCUGCAUAUAGUGCUCCUAUGUACCCACCAAUGAUGGCCCAAAACCCAUACGCUGCUAUGAUACCUAACCCAUAUGGCUCCAUGACACCAAAUCAACAGGUUCCUAUGGCAUUCAACCCUUAUUAUAACAGUCAAGUACAACGGGAUGCCCCUGGGACACCAGGGCAAGUCUUGCCAGUUGAUUUUCUAAAGAACCUCAUAGCUGCUCAUGCUGCAGCUAAGAAAGCUAAAGAAGCAGCGAAAACUAAAACCAAGUUCGCACCACCUUCGCCUGAACAAGUUUCUGCUUUAAUCAAUGCGUUUAAUCAGUUUGUGGCCAAUCGUAAAGCUACUGAAUUAGCAAGCAAGGCGGAAGUAGCGCCUACCAAAGCUGAUGGGACGCCGACGUAUACUUUGGAGGAGGUGUCCGAGCUUAUUGACAAGUUACGAGACAUUAUUACCAUUCAUAAAGAAGCUGAAGAAAAGACUAAAACAUCAGGGGUGAAGGAAAAAGAUACCUUUACGGAGAACGGUAAUGACGAUGUGAAGCAAAGUGGUUCUGUCAAGAGAGAUCUGUCUGAUGUCAAGUCAAAAGAUGCUGUUGCCUCAGCAGCACCAAUGACUACACCAAAACCCAAGAAGCCUAACCCUGCUUGGCCACUAAUCGAGAAACAACUGAAGGCCUUGGGUAUUCCAAUAGCAGCUCCAGGGACGACACCAAGCCCUGAAGACUUGAUGAAACUAAAAACCAAGUUCAUAAAAUCUCUUGGCCCUGACGCUCCUUUCUGGACAAGUUUCAUCAAACCAAAAACCUCUGCACCAGUCUCUCGCGAUUCAACCACGAAGCCAGAUCCCUCGGCCGAGUUUUUGAAGAAGUACUCAUCGACAGCAAGUGAUCCUGGGAUGGUAGCAGGGUAUCCUCCGCCCUGGGGUGCUAUAUCGAAGCAGUUGUCUUCUUUCGGUAUUCCAAUCAGCCCUGCAGCAUCUAUAACCCCUAGUGAAUGGAUGAAUAUGAAGUCAUCUUUCAUGAUGCCACCAGCGACUACCAGCAAAGCAGGAGCGCCAUUUUGGACUGCAUUCAUGAAGUCUAAGUUCCCUGGUGCUGGGACUUCAAUGUCAGAUCCUCCAGAUUACGGCUCUAGUGGAGGCUCUCCUUUCUGGGCGUCGUAUAUCCCAUCCAAGACCGGUUUCGCUCCCCUAAAAAACGCGUUCAUCCCACCACAAGUGUCCUCCUUUAUUCCACCAAAAGGAGCCUUCAUUCCACCAGCAGCGUCUGCGUUUAUUCCAAAGGGAUUCGUCGGGGGAUCUACACCUUGGAGUCCCUUCAUGGCUGACCCUCCAGCAGGUACAACAACGGGCGCUGUUCCGCCAUUCUGGGCAGCCUUCAUGACAUCAAAGGCAGCUUUUAUCCCUCCAAAACCUGCCUUCUUUCCACCGCCAGGUGCAGCUACCCCACCUAAUCCAUGGGCGGAGUAUUUGAAGUCCAUGAGGAAAACGAGUUCAUCUAGUGGUACCAAAACAUCAUCUAGUCCUGCCAUUCCAUUCUGGGCCGCUCUCUUGAAACCUCAAGCACYCCCACCCCCACCAACACCGAAACCAAAUCCUUGGGCAGAGUAUUUUAAGUCUCUUUUUAACUCCACCGGCCAAACAAGUGGAUCUGCGUCGAGCAACAUGGUGCCAUUCUGGGCAGCGUUUGUGAAGCCAAAACCUCCCAAACCAGUCAAACCAAAUCCAUGGGCUGCGAUCAUGAACGGCUACAUGGCCAAACCCAGUACGACAAACCCCGUCGCUGUAAACCCAUGGUUGGAGUUUAUGAAAGCCAUGUCUAAGGAAUCCAAGCAAGGAACGGGUCCGACGUCGCCUGAGGAAGGUCAGGUCCCCAACAAAGGCUCAUCAACAGAAACUAGUCUGCCUCCUUCUGAAAUGACUGACCUUUGGGCAGAAUUCAUUAAGAGCUACACCAGCACUGCAGGAGCUGCAAGCGGAACAAAUCCAUCAGCAGACGCUCCUGCUAUGUUUGCCAAGCCUGGAGGAGUACCGAUGAUGACACCGAGUGCAUGGUUGGACCUUAAGCAAAAGUACAUGACCUCUGCUGUCCCAGGAGGUGCAGCAAACCCUGUUGGACCAUUGUCGGGUCCAGCGGAUUGGUUAAACGUCAAAGAUGCCAUGGUGAAGUCAUUUAGUGUUCCUAGUCCCUAUGGGUUUUAUAUUCCUGCAUCGGGUCUAAAGACUCAAAGUCAGGCUAGAUGAUUUGACAGGAUGAUAGACGCUUUGAAUUUAGUUUAGUCUAUUUUUGUAAUUGUGUUUUUUCUGGCAACAGACUUGACGAGCAAAACGCUGCAGAAUAGGAAGAGUUUCACAGAUACUUAACAAAUUAUUUCACUUUUUAUGUCCCGAGAAAAUAGACAUUUUUAAAAAUAAUAAACCAACUAUCAAUUAUAUGUACUGAUACGGUAUAGAGACAGAUAAGUUAUAAAAUAUGUUUAUAGGUUGAAGAUCGUUGCCCAAGCUGUCAAAAUCCUCUGAGGUCCAAAAACAUGGACGCUAGGUUUUUYCCCGUCUGUGAUGUUUAACAAACGUUAUCAUUUUUAUACGCGAUUUCUUUUAAGUGAUUUCAAUUCAGAAAUAGCAUAGGAAAGAAAUAAYGAUUCCACCGAGCUCUUCUUACCGCCUUCUUACGUCCUUGUGUUGUUCAAAUUUUGGAGUUUCAGCGCCUGUUUGGGGUCAGCUCCUAAUUCAAGGAAGACGUUUAUCGAGAAAAUACGGUUAAUUGCCUUCUAUCYAGUUUCAAAUUAUUGUCAUCAAUGAGUCAAAAAUCUUUUUUAGUAUGCCCAGAUUUUUUCAUAUCAUUCGUCUUACCUCUGAGUUUAAGUUCUAUUUUUAUGCACUUUAUGAAGCCCAAACAAAAACUCACUGAAACACUGAUUGUUAUAUGGACUGAAUUGCGGCCGAAAUUGAAAGGCAGGCCAGUUUGCCGUACACGGCGCGCCACAAGUUCGCUGUCCUGUGUUCCUUCAAAUUCUCACGACAAACUGUAGUAAGAGCAGAUAAUUCUAACGUUAUCGAUUUUAUUAUUAUAACAUGAUUUUAAUCUAAACUGAUAAUAAAGUGAUUAUAUUGAGAAUUGCUUGA